This is a messenger RNA of Clonostachys byssicola, 294 nucleotides long. Lineage: Eukaryota; Fungi; Ascomycota; Sordariomycetes; Hypocreales; Bionectriaceae. The record is from the annotation of a GenBank genome assembly.
AUGUCCACCUCCGCCCACCUCCGUCCUCCGCCCACCUCCGCCCACUACGUCCACCACGCCCACAUCCUCGGCUGCCCACACGAUGCUACUGCUCCGCCUCGCCACAUAAUCACGCCGGCUGCCCACAGCACCCAAAUGACAACAAACCUCUCAAGCCCGGGAUACAGGCUCGCAAAAAUUGACCACAUAGCCUAUUCCGGUGCUGGCAUCCCGGGUGGCGCGGAGAAACGCAUUGCCCCUGGCCUUGUCGGACAAUUCACCCAGAAACAAAGGAGUGGCAUGCAGAAGGAGUAG